Messenger RNA from Metarhizium robertsii ARSEF 23, 3528 nucleotides. RefSeq names its product Pfs, NB-ARC and Ankyrin domain protein. Bases 1 to 3528 code for a protein of 1175 amino acids. Gene Ontology annotation, molecular function: catalytic activity; protein binding. The record is from RefSeq and is a predicted model, not a curated record. Gene Ontology annotation, biological process: nucleoside metabolic process. The transcript has a single exon. NCBI's taxonomy places the organism in Eukaryota, Fungi, Ascomycota, Sordariomycetes, Hypocreales, Clavicipitaceae.
AUGCCGAAGCGAACGUUUGAGCCCGAGAGUGAUGGCGAAGUCGUAUGUGGCCCAGUAAAGAGGAGGAAUACAGAUUAUGCAGAUACGCAGACACCAACCCUGGUCGGCGUGUCUCCGGAGGCCAUGGACAACGAUGAAUACACAGUUGGUUGGAUCUGUGCCUUAAGCACAGAGUAUGUUGCCGCACAAGCUUUCCUCGAUGAAACGCACAAGGGACCAAGAUUUGUGUCCCCAUAUGACCAUAAUCAUUACACUCUGGGUCGUAUGGGGAAUCACCAUAUCGUCAUUGCAGUCUUACCUAGCGGCGAGUAUGGCAUUGCCUCUGCAGCUAUUGUGGCCAAAGAUAUGCUCCAUAGCUUUCCCAAUAUCAAGAUUGGCCUUAUGGUCGGCAUCGGCGGCGGCGCGCCAAGCCAGAAGCACGAUAUACGUCUUGGCGACGUUGUGGUUAGUGACCCCAGAGAUGGGAUAGGUGGUGUGUUCCAGUACGACUUCGGCAAGAUACUUCAGGAUCAGAUGAAAGACGUGGAAUUCCGCACAACGGGUUUUCUAAACCAGCCGCCAAUCGUCCUACGAACUGCAGUAAGUGGGAUAAAGGCACGUCAUGAGAUGCAUGGGCAUCGGCUAAAAGAGGCCAUUAACAACACUCUCAAGAAGAUACCAAGAUUGCAGCAGGAGUAUAAGCGACCAGACCCAUGCAGCGACAGGUUGUAUCGAUGCGAGUUCACCCAUCCUGUAAGCGGUGGCUUAAGUUGUACCGCAGUCUGUGGUAACGAUCCCUCAAAGUUAAUAUCUCGUCCGGAACGGACCAGAGACGGGGACACGCCGAACAUUCACUACGGACUAAUUGCUUCGGCGAACCAGUUAAUGAAGAACGCUCAGGUUCGAGAUAGACUGGCAUUAAAAAAGAAUAUUUUAUGUUUUGAAAUGGAAGCGGCAGGAUUAAUGAGCAGCUUCCCUUGUCUAAUUAUUCGGGGUAUCUGCGACUACUCAGAUUCUCAUAAGAAUGAAGAGUGGCAAGGGUAUGCAGCGAUGGCAGCGGCUGCGUAUGCGAAGGAUCUUCUCAGUCAAAUUCCUUCAAAUAGCGCCGAGAAUCUCCGCAGGACAUCAAGUGGCAUCUCAUUACGGCCCAGAAGAGGAGAGAAUCAAUCGCUCAAUGACGAGCAAAGACGUGUGCUACUGGAGUCGCUGCGAUUUGACCAAAUCGAUGCCCGGCAGAUGACCAUCAAGAACGCUCAUGCCAAGACCUGUAAAUGGCUGCUACAGACGCCUGCAUAUCUUGACUGGCUUGACCCCAAUAAGUUCAACGAACAUUUCGGGUUUUUGUGGAUCAAAGGGAAGCCUGGGGCCGGGAAAUCGACAUUAAUGAAGUUUGCUCUUGCUAAUGCUCGGAAGAAGACAAAGGGCAAGAUUAUCAUCUCUUUUUUCUUCAACGCGCGAGGAAGUGAUCUCGAGAAGUCCACAAUUGGAUUAUACCGGUCUAUACUGCUACAGCUUCUCGACCGACUGCCUGGACUCCAGGAAGUCCUUGAUUCUCUCCCAUCAGCAAUUCGGGACAGUGGAUAUGACCAAUGGCGGGUUGAAUCGCUGAAAGCACUUUUCGAAAAAGCCGUGCAGGGUCUUGGAGAGACCGGCCUUAUGUGUUUUAUUGACGCCUUGGAUGAAUGUGAUGAGGAUCAAAUCCGAGAUAUGAUAUCGUUCUUUGAAUCGUUGAGCCAAACAACCACGCCAGCCGGUAUUAGCUUUCGGGUCUGCUUUUCAAGCAGGCACUACCCGCACAUUUCCAUUAAGAGAGGACUUAACCUAAUUCUCGAAGGACACGAAGGACAUGGCCAGGAUAUCGUCAACUACGUGGACAGCGAGUUGACAAUUGGACACAGUCGUCUUGCCGCGCAGAUCCGUGCUGACCUGCAAGAAAAGGCAUCUGGAGUUUUUAUGUGGGUUGUCCUAGUGGUGGGAAUCUUGAACAAAGCGCAUGACAAAGGCCGCAUUCAUGAGUUACGAAAAAUACUCCGAGAUAUUCCUGGGGACCUUCACGAGCUGUUUCGCGAUAUUUUAACGCGGGACUGCCAUAAAAGGGACGAACUGCUUUUGUGUAUUCAGUGGGUGCUCUUUUCGAGACAGCCGUUAAAGCCGGAACAGUUAUACUUUGCCAUCCUGUCUGGCAUUGAACCAGGGGCUCUUUCUGACUGGAAUCCUGAUGAAAUUACAGUAUCUAUUAUGAAGAAUUUCAUCCUUGAUUCCUCUAAAGGGCUUACCGAAGUCACUAAAUCUAAAAACCCAACAAUUCAGUUUAUUCACGAGUCGGUUAAGGAUUUUCUUCUAAAAGAAAAUGGGUUAAGGGAGAUUUGGUCCGAUUUUGGAGAAAACUUUCAAGGAGAAAGUCAUGAACGACUAAAGCAGUGUUGCCUCAGGUAUAUGAGCCUUGAUAUAGCUGCCCAUUUAAAUAUCGGCAGCUCGCUUCCGAAAGCAUCAUCCCAGGAAGCUGCAGAGCUCCGCCAGUCGGCAGAUACAUCAUUUCCAUUGCUUGAGUACGCUGUACGAAACGUUUUAUACCACGCGGAUGCGGCAGAAGGCGGUGGAAUCGCCCAGACAAGUUUUCUUCAGACCUUCCCGCAGGCUGACUGGAUUAAGCUUGACAACUUGUUUGAACGACACGAGGUACGCCGACAUACAAAUGCGAGUCUUUUAUAUAUAUUAGCGGAGCAUAAUAUGGCGAAUCUCAUCGGACGUCACCCGUCCAACCUAGCGGGCUUUGAAGUACAAGAUGAACGUUAUGGCACACCAAUUUUUGCGGCGCUAGCUACCAAUAGCGGCGCGGCAACUCGGGCGCUGUUAAAAGCCCAGGUGGAAAUCAACCCAGCGAUGUCUCCUAUUCACAGCCUGUUUGAACAGUAUUACCCGGAUGGAAACAAACGAUCCAACUUCGGACGUGACUUCACUUUUUCACGGCUAAGAGGGGUUCUCAGUUAUCUCGCAGAGCAUGGCGAAGAGGUAAUAAUGCUUGCAUUUCUGCUGGCUGUUAGAGGCGCCGAUAUCGACAUCGGGGAUAGAGACCGACGGACGCCGCUAUCGUGGGCCGCUAAGAACGGGCACAAGGCCGUGGUGAAGCUGCUCCUUGAGAAGGGCGCUAAUACUGAGACCACAGAGAGCCACCGCGGCCAGACGCCGCUAUUAUGGGCCGCUGAGAACGGGGACGAGGCCGUGGUGAAGCUGCUCCUUGAGAAGGGCGCUGAUAUUGAGGGCAAGGAAGGACCGACGCCGCUAUCGUGGGCCGCUGAGAACGGGCAUAAGGCCGUGGUAAAGCUGCUCCUUGAGAAGGGCGCCGAUACUGAGACUAGAAUGAGCUACUACGGCCAGACUCCGCUAUUAUGGGCCGCUGAGAACGGGCACGAGGCCGUGGUAAGGCUGCUCCUUGAGAAGGGCGCUAAUAUUAAGGCCAAAGAUGAGAAAGGACAGACGCCGGUGUCGUUGGCCGCCAAGAAGGGAUACUGGAGUGUCAUCGAGCUACUACGACAAUACUCCCCAUAA